AACUCUUUCUCUCUCCCACACACAGAUAUACAUAUUGAUUAAAUCUUAAAAGAAACCCUUUUUCCCACCUCAACCCCAUUCGAGAUCCACCAAUCCCACACCUCUUUCGCCUCUUAAACCCUAGAAACCACCGCCGGUGCUGCGGGAAUCACUCGUCGGACCUUUCACAGAUUCCGACCUUUCACAGAUUCCGACCUGAAUCCAGAAGUAGAGGGAGAAAUAACCGACCUCCGGUUUCUCUCUCCGCGCUCUUUGAUUUGGAUCCGUUUCGUAUCCAGGGCUAUUUUUUGGAUUGUCGAUCAGUGAUGGCAGCACCAGCAGCGGAGGUGGCGGCGGCGGAGACUCAGCAACCAGUUACUGCUCAAGUUGUCGGGAACGCAUUUGUGUCACAGUAUUAUCACAUAUUGCAUCAGUCACCAGAGCUUGUUCACAAGUUUUAUCAGGAUACCAGUAAGCUUGGUCGUUCCGAGGAGGAUGGCUCCAUGAGCAUAACCACCACUAUGCAAGCCAUCAACAGAAAAAUCAUUUCGCUCAACUACGAGGAGUUGAAAGCUGAGAUUAAGUCCGUAGAUUCUCAAGAAUCAUUUAAUGGUGGAGUUCACGUUCUUGUGACUGGCUAUUUAACAGGAAAAGGCAUCAAAGUUAGGCACUUUGCUCAAUCUUUCUUCCUUGCUCCGCAAGACCGGGGUUACUUUGUUUUGAAUGACAUGUUCCGUUAUGUGAAUAACGAUGGUGUUAGUCCAGCAUUGGUCCCUGAUGUUGUAGUUCCUGUUCCUGAAGAGCCAGUUCCCAUCCCGGUUCAGGAGAACCAUGUUUCUGAGCAGAUCGCACCAUCUGCAGAAGAAGCUGUUUCUGGAGAAGUGUACAACCCACCAGAGAAUGGGGACUUGCCGGUUACUGAAGAAGAAGAAGUUCCUGAGCCGGAGGUUGUUGAUGAGGUUCAGGAUAAUACAGAGCCAGUGGUUGAAACCCCUGCCAAAAUUGACGAAGCGCCAAAGAAGUCUUAUGCUUCUAUUGUGAUGCAUCUGAAGGCAACUGCUGCAACUUUCUCGCCGCCUCCUGCUGCUGCCCGAAAAGCUCCCCCAAAGAGCUUGGACCAAGUGAAGCCUAAUCCUAUUCCGACGCCAGAUGGUCCAGUUUCCAAUUCAGAUGUUUUUGAUCAUGAACAUAACCAAGAGGGUGAAGCUGAUGGGUUCUCUAUAUACAUAAAGGGCCUUCCCAUGAAUGCUACUGAAGCUUUACUUGAGGACAUAUUCAACAAAUUUGGGACCAUAAAGAAUGAUGGAAUUCAAGUUAGAAGCAACAGACAACAAGGAUUUUGUUUUGGCUUUGUGGAGUUUGAGGAGGCAACAUCUAUGCAAAAAGCCCUCGAGGCUUCUCCAGUAACAAUUGGUGGGCGUCAAGCCUUUGUUGAGGAAAAGAGGUCCACAAAUUCUCGUGGAAGCAACAGGGGAAGGUUCCCAUCAGGAAGGGGCUCUGGGUUCAGAAACGAUGGAGUUAGAGGACGAGGUGGCUAUGGUGGUGGUAGGGGAUAUAAUAGGGGUGAUUUCAACGGCAGGAGUGAGUUUGGAAACAGGGGUGGAAACCGGGGAGGUUCCGCAAACCGUGAUGGAUAUCAAAGGUCUGAAAGCAUCAAUAGCAACGGGGGUGGCCGUGCCAACCGAGCUGCUGGGAUGGCCAACGGCAACACAAAGAACACAACCCCUCAUGUCUCUGCCACUGCUUGAAGAGACGUAUCUUCAAGUUAGGUUCUGUUAUUCCCUUCUUCUUCCCAUUUCAAGUUUAGUUUUUACCUCGUCGGAAUCUUCUUUUCUGGCAGUUCAGUUGCGGCGCGACGUGUGCAACUGAAUUAUUCUUCGGCCAUUCUUCUAACUCAUUUGUUUCUGAGUUUCCUCAGUGUGGGUAUAAAUUUAUCGGUAGACGAGAUUGGGUAGGUUUUUUUGUCUUAGUAGAUUAUACUGUCAAUGGCCCAAGGAGAAGUAACUGGAUUCUUCAAACAAUUUUUUCUCCUUUUUUGGGUAUUUGAAGGUAUCAUUUUUCUGCAUUUUUCUACGUUGUAAUGUCUCUAAAUGAGGAACUAUUUUGGCUAUUAUUACUUGUAGACUCAGAUCUA
Salvia hispanica is the source of this 2113-nucleotide messenger RNA. RefSeq names its product nuclear transport factor 2-like. Gene Ontology annotation, molecular function: mRNA binding. NCBI's taxonomy places the organism in Eukaryota, Viridiplantae, Streptophyta, Magnoliopsida, Lamiales, Lamiaceae. The record is from RefSeq and is a predicted model, not a curated record. Gene Ontology annotation, cellular component: ribonucleoprotein complex; cytosol.